AUGACUCAAAUCGGCUGGUAUGGCCUCGGCUCCAUGGGUCUCGCCAUGGCGAGCAACCUGCAGCGACACCUCGCGUCCAAGAAGGCUCUCAACCUGCUUUAUUCAAAUCGCACCAUGUCCCGCGGAGCCCCGUUGCAGAGCCUGGGUGGCAUUCCCGAGACAAGCUUCGAGAAGCUUGUGUCUCGCUGCGGUAUCAUUUUCACUAUGGUUGCAAAUGACUCGGUCUUGCAGACUUUACUUUCUUCUGCGGUGAACUCUGGGCACUCGCUCGCUGAUAAGGUCUUCGUAGACUGCUCCACUGUUCAUCCGGACACGGUGACAUCUGCUGUUGCUCAGCUGAAGGCCCCCGGAGCUUCCUUUCUUUCAGCGCCUGUGUUUGGAGGAAACCCCAUCGCAGUUGAUGGGAAGCUUGUCUUCGCUAUCGGUGGCCCGAAGAGUGCCACCGAUGUCGUCAAACCAUUGAUUCAGGAUGUCAUGGGACGGAAGGUCAUUGAGUGUGGUGAGGAUGCAGCCAAGGCCUCGUUGCUCAAGAUUGCCGGCAACAUUAUUACGGUCAAUAUGAUGGAGGCAGUGGGCGAAUCUCAGGUUUUCGCUGAGAAGACCGGCUUAGGCACAGGGCCCAUGGAAGAGCUGAUUGGAGAGGCUUUUGGUGCAGUCGCUGGAGGAUAUUCGAAACGGUUGACUACGGGUGCCUACGCUCCACCCUUGGAUUCCCGUCCCGGGUUUGGUGUAUCCCUUGCAAUUAAAGAUGCCAAACACGCCAUGACUAUGGCAGAAGCAGCGGGCGUCAAGCUCCCCGGUCUCGAGGUAGCUCGAGAGAACAUGGAGGCUGCACGAGACUACGCAGGCGAAUGUCUGGACAGUAGCUCUAUGUAUGGCGUAUUGCGGCAAAAGGCCGGUCUUGAAUUUUGGAAUGCGAAGAGCCGACAGGGUUGA
This is a messenger RNA of Penicillium chermesinum, 936 nucleotides long. RefSeq names its product NAD(P)-dependent oxidoreductase. The record is from RefSeq and is a predicted model, not a curated record. Lineage: Eukaryota; Fungi; Ascomycota; Eurotiomycetes; Eurotiales; Aspergillaceae. Gene Ontology annotation, molecular function: NADP binding; NAD binding; oxidoreductase activity, acting on the CH-OH group of donors, NAD or NADP as acceptor. The coding region runs from base 1 to 936 and encodes 311 amino acids. The transcript is spliced from 5 exons.